AUGAUAUGGCUAGACUACCUGCGCCAUCAUCAUCCUGGCUAUCGAUCCAUCGCGAUCGACGACGAGCGACUGAGCCAACUGCCCGAGGACGGCAAUGUGGUGGACGCCAUCCCCCAAAGUCAGGUGGAGGCUGCCGAUGUGGGACCGGAGGAAGAUCAGGAGGCAGAGCCUGACCUAGAGGAUGCGGCUGCGGUGCCUGACCUGUUGGCCAAGGACACGGAGCUGGAUGCUCUGCGGUCUAUUCUCGCGGACGGCAGAGCCGACUUUGUGGAGCCUCGCUUGCGGUCCAUUGAGUACAAGGAUUACAUCGAGCACGCGAUGCGGUGGCACGACGGCCGUUUUGCGCGCCAUCCAACCUUCCGCUUUGUCGCAUUCAACACCCUGAUGCGGUCCCAAGCACGUGCGAGGUCCAAAUUCUUCGUGAAGCAACACGAUGGCACCCGCGCUGAUCAACUCGAUCACAAGGCAUGCGGUGUCGAUUCGCGGUACGCGACCCUUUGGAAUAGAAAGAGGCAGGACCUCGAGGCGUAUGCCUACAGCUUGGGUUGUCCUGGCGCAUUCAUCACAUUUAGCCCGGCUGAUUUACACUGGCGGAGCCUCUACCAACACAUGCCCCGAUAUGAAGAAUGGCUGGGCGCGUCCGAGCCGGAAAGGAUGGCAUUGUCGCGAACGAAGUUUAACGUGACGGAUUACUGGGGCCGGGUGAAGGGAAUCCCUGAGUGUGGAUCCGCUGGGCCGCCACAGAUGCAAUACCGCGUACUGCUUGCGGGUCCGAAAGAGAAGUGGGGACCUGGCGAACGAUAUGCAAGGGCUGCAGCCGAUAUCGAGGCGGCCAAUGUCGCCGAUCCGGAGAGGGAGUGUCGUUUCAACUUCCCCCGUGCCUUGCGGGAGCUAGCCGCAGUCAUCAGGAAAGAAGGUAAGUCAUAUUACAUCUUCGAGGCAGCCCGCAACGACAGCCUCAUGAACCACUUCAAUCCUGCCAUCAUUCUGGGCUGGCUGGCCAAUAUCGACAUAUCGCCCUGCACCAGCUUACAGGCAGUCAUUACGUAUGCUGCCAAGUAUUGCAGCAAAUCGGAGAAGAAGACGGAGCCUUACUGCAAGCUCGCAGAUCAGGAAGGCACUCGGAUGGUUGUGUACGUCGACUGCCGUCCGUUGGAGCAGCAUGUGCGGUCGUUCCGCGUCGACGAGGAUUCCUACAAUCUCAAGACGUGGAGGAGACUCGGUGCGAACGCGAAGAAGAGGUUGAUGAUGGCCCAUCCGCAUCGCUCUCCGGAGGAGCUGCUUGCUGUGGACGGGCAGCCGUUUGAGUCCUUUGCGGCGGCGUACCAGUGCUGCCGGCAGCGACACCAUUUCCAUGAGGACGACCAUUACGGCGAGGUGGGAGCAAAUGAGCUGCAGGCAGAGGACGAUGAGUUUCAGCGGGAGGAGCACGAAGAGCCUGUCGUGGAGGAAGAUUGGCAUGAACUCGCCCGUAUGCUGCCAGACCAUCCGCUGGAGGAGGAGGAUAUCGACGUGCUGGGCCGGCGAGAUGUCGACGGCGACUUCUGGAAGCAACGCAAAGCCGAAAAUCCCCUUCACCUUGAUGUGGAUCAUCAGCCGCUGGAGGCUCGCGAUUCCCUGAAUCCGGAGCAGCGCCUAGUCCGCCUCGGGCGGAAGAGGACGCCUGUUUGGCGUGCCGCGCCCACGGGCGUUGCGGGAAAUCAGAUAUCGGGCACUACCUUGCACUCCCUGCUGCACCUCCCCAUCAACAAGGACUUCAAGCCCCUGUCAGCGAUCGACAAAGCUCAGCUCCAGAAGAAGCUAAAGGAUGUCAAGUACCUGAUCGUCGAUGAGAAGAGCAUGCUGGGUCUGCGACAGCUGUCAUGGAUUGAUGACCGUCUCCGUGAGGCGUUCCCGAAUAGAAAUGAGGAGUUCUUUGGUGGUCUUAAUAUCCUCCUGGUUGGCGACUUCUUUCAGCUUCCCCCUGUUGCCCAGCGUCAGCGCGGCGACGAUCAGGCAGCGUUUCGCUCAGCUCUUGAGGAAUUGCGGCUGCUCCAACUCUCUAUGGAGUCCUGGAAGCUCCUCUCCAGCCGUGUUCAGGCGAAGCUGGACGAUCAGGAGGUUGCCAAGUUCGUCAAUUCCCUACGAGUAUACGCCACGAAAGACAGGGUCAUGGCUAAGAACGUUGGCCCCGGUGCUGCUGCUGCUCCUGACGACAAGCCGGUUGGCCUCUGCAACGGUGCACGUGACCCUCCCUGCGUGAUCAUGAUGGAGUUUGACAAGUACCGACAGGACUUCCUCGUCGGAGCCACACUCUGCACUCGUACGCAGUUUCCCCUGAUCGUGUGCUACGCCAUUACAGUUCACAAGUCGCAGAGCAUCACCGAAGACAUGAUCGUGACGGAUCUGUCGUGCCGUGACUUUCAGACCGGUUUGAGCUACGUGGCCGUCUCGCGUGUGAAAACGCUGCAGGGUCUGAUGCUGGAUGCCCCGUUUGACCGCAAUCACCUGACUUAUGCGUCGCCGCCGGAAGGAAUUAAGAUGAAAAUGAAGGAUCAACAACUUCGCAAACGACAGGUUCUUACCCAGAAUCCGUAUAAGAUAGGCGACGGGUCUACGUAA
This is a messenger RNA of Hirsutella rhossiliensis, 2601 nucleotides long. RefSeq names its product PIF1-like helicase domain-containing protein. Gene Ontology annotation, biological process: DNA repair; telomere maintenance. Bases 1 to 2601 code for a protein of 866 amino acids. Gene Ontology annotation, molecular function: DNA helicase activity. The transcript has 16 exons. Lineage: Eukaryota; Fungi; Ascomycota; Sordariomycetes; Hypocreales; Ophiocordycipitaceae. The record is from RefSeq and is a predicted model, not a curated record.